AAAGGUGCCUGUGGGCGGACUACAGAGCACCGUGGAGUCCCGGUGUUUUCAGCGGUUUUUACAUUUAAACUCAGCCGAGUAAAGGUGCCUGUUGGCGGACUACAGAGCACCGUGGAGUCCCGGUGUUUUCAGCGGCGGUUACAGUUACUGACGGAGCUGUUUGAGUGUGACACCUCAACAUGGAGCCUGACGACAGAAUCACACCGAGCCGCGAGAACUGCGUUUAUACCAGCUGUUACUGUGAGGAGAACGUCUGGAAGCUGUGUGAGUUUGUCAGAGCGGAGAGAACGGCACCGCUGGAACAUCUGUUUGUGGUUUUCAUCUCAAAUGAGAACAGAACGGUUCCUCUGUGGAAGCAGAAGUCUGGCCGAGGAGACCAGCCGGUGAUCUGGGACUACCACGUCAUCCUGCUGCAGGUGGGACCUCAGGUUUCUUCUUCUGUGGUGUAUGAUCUGGACUCUGAGCUGGAGUUUCCAUGUAGCCUGAAGCUGUACGCAGCCAAGGCUCUACGCUCAGACACACACAUCAGAGCCCAGUACCACAGGAAGUUGCGUGUGGUCCCCGCUGACAGCUUCCUGUUGAACUUUGCGUCUGACCGCUCUCACAUGAAGAACUCUGACGGGUCCUGGAAGAUGCCCCCCCGCCUUACCCCCCAUUCACACCUCAGAGAGUCAGAUGAACCUGAAUGACUUCAUCAGCAUGAGUCCUGCUGUCGGCUGGGGGGAGGUCUUCAGUCUGGACCGCUUCCUGCAGACACACCUGGCCCACUGAUGCAUUCUGGGAAGUCUUCAGUCUGGACUGUCACUGCCGAUACACACGGGGCCCACUGAUGCAUUCUGGGACAGUGAAGACAAGCCGUGGAAGCUGCUGCUGCUUCAUCAUAGUCCGUCCAGUCUCUCAGGCCACUGAUGCAUUCUGGGACAGGGGACUAAAUCUCUGGGUUGUUUACAUUUCUUUAAACCAAUCACAGCGCUAAAGAAAAGGUCUCUUCUUCUUCUGUUACUCCCAAACUAACUGAGGGGGGUGUUACUCACAGCAGCAGAUGGACUCUCCCAAACUAAAUAUCCCAGCUGGGG
This is a messenger RNA of Perca flavescens (yellow perch), 1076 nucleotides long. It is a transcript of the gene ntaq1, whose product is annotated as N-terminal glutamine amidase 1. The transcript has 8 exons. Gene Ontology annotation, cellular component: nucleus; cytosol. Gene Ontology annotation, molecular function: protein-N-terminal asparagine amidohydrolase activity; protein-N-terminal glutamine amidohydrolase activity. The record is from RefSeq and is a predicted model, not a curated record. The coding region runs from base 180 to 689 and encodes 169 amino acids. NCBI's taxonomy places the organism in Eukaryota, Metazoa, Chordata, Actinopteri, Perciformes, Percidae.